AUGGUAUCGUCCCUCAAGCCACUGGUUGCUGCCAGUAUAAACACGACUAGUGACAUGUCUGUCGUGGAUGAGGGAAGUAUUUAUGCCGGCCAGGAAAACAUCACUGAGAAUGCAAUAUAUGCAGUUGCUCCAGGGAAGAUCUUUGUCCGCCCGUUCGUUUCAUUCCAUUAUAUAAACGAUCAGAGCAGACUUCACGCCCAUAAUCCCCCAAAUAUGGCAAUCCUUCUUGUCUGCAAGAAGGUGUAUGAAGAAGCCUGCCUGGUAUUCUAUCGUGAGAAUACCUUUUCAAUCCUACAUCCCGACGUUCUUUUGGAUAUUUCGAAUGAAUAUCCCCGUGUAAGGGAUCAUCUAAGGCAUAUGCACAGCAUUGAAGUAAUCUUUCAUCACCGGGAUUUCCAAUACCUCAGUGGUCCGUUUUGCGAUGAUUUGCUUGCAGGAAGCAUUGCCUUGAGACGGCAGGACAAACAAGGCGACAAAAAAACGGACAAAAUGGCAAAGAAUCUGUUGAAGUAUCGAGCUUCCAUACUCGGGGCCAGGACAUAUACCGCUGGCUGUGGGCUUAUUGAUCGAAACAUAACUCCCAUACUUCCCCAUGCCCAGGACAUUAAGAGCAUGCAAGACUAUCUUUUUGGCCGGACCUUGACGUUUCUUCGUCAACGCCUCCUCAUUUCCAACCUUGAACUGAAGUUCAUGGAAUGUAUUUGCCCUGAAGGGUGCUGCCGCUUAGCAGGGGAAAUUUUGAACUGGGGAACUAGAAAGACAUGGACCUUUGACCUCCCGCGAAGCAUAUCCGUGACAGGGGCUACAGAAGAAGAGCGGAAGCAGAUUUUGGAAACAAUUGCCCAUCAACGGCCGAGUCCGGAGGUCGUUGACCUCCUGCUAAAGUACCAAAGUCGACGUAAGUCUUUCACAAAUCGAUCCAUCAGAGGAAUCCUCAAGGCCAUUGAUCUGGUCAAAAAGUGA
This is a messenger RNA of Trichophyton benhamiae CBS 112371, 963 nucleotides long. RefSeq lists its product as uncharacterized. The transcript has 2 exons. The record is from RefSeq and is a predicted model, not a curated record. The coding region runs from base 1 to 963 and encodes 320 amino acids. Lineage: Eukaryota; Fungi; Ascomycota; Eurotiomycetes; Onygenales; Arthrodermataceae.